This is a messenger RNA of Scylla paramamosain (green mud crab), 2670 nucleotides long. RefSeq names its product probable N-acetyltransferase san (gene san). Gene Ontology annotation, cellular component: NatA complex. The coding region runs from base 132 to 605 and encodes 157 amino acids. Gene Ontology annotation, biological process: mitotic sister chromatid cohesion. Gene Ontology annotation, molecular function: N-acetyltransferase activity. NCBI's taxonomy places the organism in Eukaryota, Metazoa, Arthropoda, Malacostraca, Decapoda, Portunidae. The record is from RefSeq and is a predicted model, not a curated record. The transcript has 4 exons.
UGACGUCAGGAGCAGCUUAAUGGCGGGAAGAUGACGUCACCAGCCGGGCUCACCAUGAUGGCGGCCUCCUGUGUGGUGUGCUGACCGCCUCCCGCCUCUCUCUCUCCUCUCCCUCUCCUCUCCCUGCCAACAUGAGGAAGGGCCGCAUAGAGCUGGGUGACGUAACACCCCACAACAUCAAACAGCUGAAGCUCCUGAACCAAGUGGUGUUCCCUGUCAGCUACAAUGACAAGUUUUAUAAAGAUGUGCUGGAGGCAGGCGAACUGGCAAAGCUGGCCUACUACAACGACAUGGUGGUGGGAGGCGUGUGCUGCCGUGUGGACGUGCAGGAGGGGCAGCGGCGCCUGUACAUCAUGACACUGGGCUGCCUGGCGCCUUACAGACGGCUUGGCAUUGGCACCAAGAUGCUUGAACAUGUGCUGAAUUUUGUCGAGAAGGAGGGAAACUUCAACUCAAUCUUCCUACACGUGCAGGUGAACAAUGACGGAGCGUUGGAUUUCUACAAGAAGUUUGGGUUUGAGGUGGUGGAGACCAAACAGCAUUACUACAAACGCAUUGAGCCAGCCGACGCCCACGUGCUGCAAAAGACUCUGCUACGCUCCUGAGUCCCUGCCCCCCUGCCACAUCCCCUGCUGCACUCCUGAGUCCCUGCCACCUUCCCUACCUCCCCUGCCACACCCCUCUCAUGCUGCAGAAGAUGCUGUUGUGGGCUGUGUGCAGUGGCAGCCUAGGUGGGAGUGUGGGUGAGUGUGUGGGGUGCUGGUGUGUUGCCAGGCUCUGUUGGUGUGUGCUCAAAAUGCUUUGGUGUCUUGCCAGGGCUGGUUUGCAAGGCUGGCCUGGUGAUUGGCUGGGGUGCUCAUGGCUGUGUUCACUGCAGUGGGGUCUUCUCAGGGUAUUGCUGGACUUGCAAGAACUUAAAAAACUUUGCUUACUUUCAUGAGUGUCUUAAACUUUCACCACAACCAUGGAAAUCAUAAUAACUUCCAGUGCAGCCUCUUAAACUAUAGCCAGGCCCUUGAAAACCUAAAUAACUUUGACUACGACCUCUAAAGCUAUCACUGGAAUCAUUAAAAAAAUCCUUAGAAAUUUCGGUGAUUUUCACUAGAAUCUAAUAAACUAUCACUAGAACCUUGAAAACCCCAAUAACUUCCAUUAGACUGCAUUAAACUGUCACUAGAACCUUGAAAACCCAAUAACUUCCACUAGAAUUUAUUAAACUAUCACUAGAACCUUGAAAAAAUCCCAAUAACCUCUGCUAGACUGCAUUAAACUGUCAUAAGAAUCUUUGAAAACCCAAUAAAUUUCAUUCAUCUCCAUUAAACUAUCACUAGAAACCUUAAAAAAAAGCCAAUAAUUUCAACUAGAUUGCAUUAAACUAUCACUAGAACCUUGAAAAACCCUAAUAACUUCCACUAGAUUGCAUUAAACUAUCACUAGAACCCUUGAAAACCCCCAUAACUUCCACUGCAGCCUGCCAAACUAACACUGCAAUCAUAAAAACACCCUUGAAAGCCCCAAUGACUUCCACAGCAGUCAGGACAAGGCAACAAAACAUUUCAGAAGUUAGUUUUGUUACUGGAAUGGAGUGACGGACCACCACCACCACCACCACUACCACCACCCCCCCCACCACCACCACCACCACCACCACCAAUAUUGUUGAUCUAUUUAGCUCUCCUCUAUUACAGCAAAAAUGACUCAUAUGCAUAACCUAAUGUAAACCCUAGGUGUGAUUUUGUACAUAACGUGUGCGCGUGUGUGUGUGUAUGUCUGCCGCGAGUGAGUGUACGAAUGAGUUGGUGUAUGUAUGUAAGUAGCUAUGUAGUUGUUUAUCAUUUGUACAUAAUAUGCAUACACUAACCUAUGUAUACUUGGGGUUAGGAGUCAAAAAUUUCCACACUCACUUUCAAAUUUUUUCACAAUUGUCUUUUCUCUCAAUAUUAACGUCUUUGAUCUGAGAUUUUUGUCCUUGUCAUCACUAUUAUUAUUAUUACAAUUAUUAUUUGGUUAGAUGUAUUUGCUUUCUCUUCUAUGACCUCCACACAUGGUCCUCAGGUCAUCUUUGGUCUUCCCACUAGUCUAACUUAACCUAACCUUUCAUUAUUCUUGUCAUGUUCUCCACACAACACCCCCAACUCUUCUCUAGUCUCCUAACCUAAGUUCUUUCUUGCCCUGUUCUUUCUUUACUCAAUCUAACUUCUUUCUUAUCAUGUCAUCCUCCACACACCGUCACUGGGUCUUCUUCAGUCUCCCCUCUGGUCUCCUGUUAACCAUUUUGCUUUGAUAAUAUAGCCACUAAUCUCACCUGUUCAGCUCUGCAAGGUGGCUGUCAGCAGAUGAAAGGACUGGAAAUGCGAGGAGAGGCACUGAACAAUUCGUGAAGUGGAGUGUGGAAGGUUGCAAGACUUUUGGCUCCCACUGUACAUCUCCCAAUAUUAGUGUUUGUUAUUCAGCCUUACUUACAAGCCUCCCAUCACUCUUGUUUUGGGGGAAGGAGGAGAAGAAAAGGCAAGAGAUUGGCAGAAUGUUGGUCUUAUGUGUGUUUGAUGUUCAGACUUGACACAAAGUUCUCAUUUUGCCUUUUUUUUUUGUUUGUAUUAUAUUUUUUGGGGGGAGAAAAGAAAGGAUGUGAAGUGAAGGAAUGAAAUGAAUUGGCUGCAAGUUUAUUCA